GGCCCCGCCCCUCUCCAGGGAGACGUCUCCGGAUUGGCUGUUUUCCCUGAACGUCAGGCGAUCCCGCCCCGGCGCGCGCCCUGCCGCGUGCCCACCCCCGUGGGCGGCUGCAGCCUACGCUAGCCUGCCACAGCCCGCUGCCGGCGAAGCCGGAUCCUGAGCCCCAGUCGCGCCGGGCUCGACGUGGGGCACCUGGACCGCGGCGGCGGGCAGGCGAUGCUCCAGAGACCUGAGCAGCCAUGGAGGCCGAGGCAGGCGGCCUGGAGGAGCUGACCGACGAGGAGAUGGCGGCUCUGGGCAAGGAGGAGCUGGUGCGGCGCCUGCGGCGGGAGGAGGCGGCGCGCUUGGCGGCUCUGGUGCAGCGCGGCCGCCUCAUGCAGGAGGUGAAUCGACAGCUGCAGGGUCACCUAGGCGAGAUCCGCGAGCUCAAGCAGCUCAACCGGCGCCUACAGGCCGAGAACCGCGAGCUGCGCGACCUCUGCUGCUUUCUGGACUCGGAGCGCCAGCGCGGGCGGCGCGCCGCGCGCCAGUGGCAGCUCUUCGGGACCCAAGCAUCCCGGGCUGUGCGCGAGGACCUGGGCGGUUGUUGGCAGAAGCUGGCCGAGCUUGAGGGCCGCCAGGAAGAGCUACUGCGGGAGAAUCUAGCGCUUAAAGAGCUCUGCCUGGCGCUGGGCGAGGAGUGGGGCCCCCGCGGCGGCCCUGGGGGCGCGGGGGGCUCAGGCGCUGGUCCGACACCGGAGCUCGCCUUGCCCCCCUGCGGACCCCGGGACCUGGGCGAUGGAAGCUCCAGCACCGGCAGCGUGGGCAGCCCUGAUCAGUUGCCCCUGGCUUGCUCCCCAGAUGACUGAGGGCAUAGCUUCCUUCGCGCCGACGCCCGCCCGGAUGGCUCCCCAAGAGCCUGGAUUGCGAUGGACCUCGGAACCUGGAAGCCGCCCCGGCUGCACACGAAGGGCCGCUGGCGUGGACUUAGACAUCCUGGCACUGAGGAGCGCCCUUCGCUCUUGCUAGCUGGGCAGCAGGGGGACUGGAGGCUGGAGCGGAGGGACUUGCAGGGGGCUGGGUGGGGGCUAAUAAACUGGGACGGAAGCAGAGUCCAUGGCAGCGUCUGUUUGGGACUCGCCGGGGUUAGGACAAGGACGGGGACGUUGAGACAGGGUAUGGGUCCUAUCCGGAGGGGCUGCAGAACUAAGGUGUCUGGUAUCCCCUCAUUGCCUCAAGUCAGGAGCGGUGUGAGACCGUGGAAAGCCGCUGGCUACAACCCCCACCCCCUAUACCUCCGCCGGCAGGCUCCGGGACCAGCCGUGAUCC
Molecule: messenger RNA, 1308 nt
Organism: Eptesicus fuscus (big brown bat)
Lineage: Eukaryota; Metazoa; Chordata; Mammalia; Chiroptera; Vespertilionidae
Gene: CCDC85B
Product: coiled-coil domain containing 85B
Exons: 1
Coding region: 240-848 (202 amino acids)
Biological process (GO): negative regulation of DNA-templated transcription
Cellular component (GO): nucleus
Source: RefSeq, a predicted model, not a curated record